GGUGCCUCACAAUUAAGCUCAAGGCUAAGGAAAAAUAUGCUAGAGUAAGCUCCGCUGCGGAUAUCCUUCCUAAGAAAAAAAAUAUUUUGAUAAUUGAACAGUCUCAUUUCUUACCCAAGAGGACGUAACUCUGCGCUGUUAUACUCCAUCACAUCAACAUACAUCAAUGCGCUGAUACAUUACGACGAACACAACUACUCACAAUAUCCACAAUUCAACAUGGCUUCUUCUCGUAUAUUCAUCAAGGGACUUCCUCCAAAUAUCACUGAGGAUGAGUUCAAAACGCAUUUUGGUGCGAAGCAAGAAAUUACAGAUGCAAAGUUGAUCUCGCACCGAAGAAUUGGUUACAUUGGAUACAAAACACCGGAAGAGGCUGCAAAAGCAGUCAAAUACUUCAACAAAUCGUUUGUACGAAUGUCAAAAAUAGGCGUGGAAAUUGCUAGACCUAUAUCGGAUGCAUCUUUACCUAUAUCGAGAAAAGCACAACGUGAACAAGAACGGGAAAACAACAAGUUGAGGCAACUGAAGCAAGAGGCGGAUGCAAAGGUCUCUGAGAGUCUGAAUACCGGCACGAAGCGAAAACGAAGCGAUGUCGAUAUUGCAGAUCCCAAGCUACAGGAAUUUAUGGAGGUCAUGCAACCGGCCUCGAAAUCGAACGCGAACAUGUGGAAAGCUGGAACCAUGGAUGCUGAUAUGGAGGAGCCGCCAACAAAGUUACAGGCUAUUGAAGUACCAGAAGAAGAAAGCGACGACGAAUAUCAGUCUGUACCUAAUAAAGCUAAGAAGGCUCCGGCAAACCCCAUCGAAGCAAAAGCGCCUGUUACACCAAUUCCUUCAACUGUUGUUGCUGACAAUGCCAACCAAGCGGAUGAGGCGAUGGUCGAUGCACCUUCCAAUGACGUCGAAGCCACAGAUGACGAUUGGUUGAGGAGUCAUACGAAUCGUCUAUUAGAUAUAGUGGACCCGGAAGAUAUUAUACCCAAAACACAAAACUUAGACGUCAAUGAUGUUGAAGAGGUGGUUGCAGGAGAAACAGGACCCAAGGCGGCAGUUGGAGAUAUGGCCGUCGACGAAGCAGAAGCUGUCGAAGAACAGGCGGAGAAUUCGCCUUCGGAACUGGAUGCGACACUUGAAACGAUCAAAGCUAGUGGACGAUUGUUCGUGCGAAAUUUACCAUAUAGUGCAACAGAGGACGACCUGCGGAAGCACUUUGAACAAUAUGGAACUCUAGAAGAGAUACACUUGCCAGUAGAUGCCAAAGGUGCUAGUAAAGGAUUUGUUCUUGUUCAAUACACAGAUCCAAAUGCUGCUGCUGAAGCAUAUCACAAUGUUGAUGGCGAGCCUUUCCAAGGAAGGUUACUGCACAUAUUACCUGCUGCAGCUAAACGAGACAACAAGCUCGACGAAUUUGCAAUAGCAAAGCUUCCCUUAAAGAAGCAAAGACUUCUCAAGAAAAAAGCCGAUUCUUCCUCGAGCACAUUCAAUUGGAACUCUUUGUACAUGAAUCAAGAUGCAGUCAAUUCAUCGGUGGCUGAACGUUUGGGAGUAUCGAAAUCCGAGCUUCUUGACCCAACUUCGGCAGAUGCUGGAGUUAAGCAGGCCAUUGCUGAGACUUCGGUCAUCCAAGAAACUAAAUCGUACUUUGCGAACAAUGGAGUUGAUCUUGAUGCGUUCAAGAAACGUGAGCGUGGUGAUACAGCCAUUUUAGUCAAGAACUUUACCUAUGGCAUGACUCUGGAAGAACUCCGGAAGAUGUUCGAAGAAUUUGGGCAGGUUAUUCGUGUUCUUAUGCCCCCGACUGGUACGAUCGCAAUUGUUGAGUUCGCACAGCCAACACACGCAAGAGCGGCAUUUGCAAGCCUUGCGUAUCGACGUAUGAAGGAUACUGUACUUUUCCUAGAAAAGGCGCCCAAGGACCUUUUCACAGGGCCUCCACCUGCUCAACCAGUGGCAACAAUCAACAGGAAUGCGGACAACGCAGCAGAUCCUAAAUUAUCAACAUCUGAUCUGCUCGAAAGAGACAGUGGCGUUGAAAAUGUGGAUACAACUACCUUAUUCGUCCGUAAUCUUAACUUCAGCACUACCAGUCAACGUCUCACAGAAAUUUUCAAGCCCCUUGAUGGCUUUUUAUCGGCACGCGUUAAUACAAAGACGGAUCCAAAGAAACCUGGCCAAGUUCUUAGCAUGGGUUUUGGCUUCAUUGAGUUCAGGACCAAAUCCCAAGCACAGGCGGCAAUCAAGGCAAUGGAUGGAUACACACUUGACAAUCAUAAACUGCUGGUUAAGGCAUCUCACAAAGGAGCUGAUGCUGCUGAGGAGAAAAGGAAAGAAGACAGAGCUAAGAAGUUGGCAGGCAAACGUACGAAACUCAUUGUUAAGAAUUUACCGUUCGAAGCUUCCAAAUCGGAUAUUCGAAAACUAUUCGGUACGUAUGGGCAGCUCCGAUCGGUGCGCAUGCCCAAGAAAUUCGAUCACUCAACACGUGGUUUCGCUUUUGCAGACUUCAUUACGGCUCGUGAAGCGGAGAAUGCACUAGAGGCCCUCAAGGAUACUCAUCUUCUUGGCCGUCGUCUGGUAAUUGACUUCGCUUCCGAAGAAACUGUUGACGCAGAAGAAGAGAUUGAAAAAAUGCAGAAGAAAGUUGGAUCUCAAGUCAACAAAGUUGCCUUACAAAACCUUACUGGGGGAGGCCGCAAAAAAUUCAAUAUUGAAGGCAACGAUGCGGAUCUGGAUUGAGGAAACUUAUUGUAGGUAUUUAUCAAUAAUUCGAAUAUUCUACGAAGAUCAAAUUCCCUGGAUAUAUUGUUCGCCAAAAUGGCAAGCGUCCAUCUCCCUUGCCGAAGCUACACACAAAUAAUUCAAUGGCACCCCUGCACAGGUAACCCUCUAUUGAAACCCUUUCAUAAUUGAAUGGAAGGGAAACGAUUUUUUCAAAUCUAAUUAUCGGUGGUCUGCUAUUCAGCACGAUAGGCAUUAUUUGUUGCAGUAAGUUUAAAGGUGCUUUUAAAGAUGGUUUUGUCAUCUCAUCAAGUUCUCUCUGUCCUAGGUGGGCGCCACACAAAGAUGAGGAUUACCAUCAUUGUAUAUAAUGAUUAUUUACCUCCCAUUCGCUAUUGUGCUUGGAGUGUUCAUCACAAUUAUACUCGUAGGCUCUAGAAAUAAUGGUACUGAGGAAAUUACAUGCUCGCGCAAAUGAAGCAUUCCUCACGUUGUUGUGACUUUCCCCGCAACCUGAUUUCCUUACGUCUGUGAGAUCAGAGGUGGGGCUAUUUUGGUCUUUGAGCUCUGCAAGCUUUGUGGCGUUUGCAAACGUUUACAUGAGCUAUCAAUGAAGGUAGAUCUGGCUGAUCCCCAUUGAAACAGCCCUGCAUCCUAGCCAUAUACAUUCAAUCUACUUCGCUUCCUUAAUAAGCCGACAGGGCAUCUCCUACUUCAUUCUUAAUCUGUUGACAUUCCCUUGUGCAACUUCAUUCUAAGCUUUCCACUGCCAUUCCUCCAAACAUUUUUUGCUGUAAUCUUGAUUCUUCGUCGAGAAAAUACGCAUUUUUCCUACACAGCCUACCUUGAAUUCGGGUGCA
Messenger RNA from Botrytis cinerea B05.10, 3578 nucleotides. RefSeq names its product Bcmrd1 (gene Bcmrd1). The transcript is spliced from 3 exons. Gene Ontology annotation, molecular function: mRNA binding. Gene Ontology annotation, cellular component: cytosol. Lineage: Eukaryota; Fungi; Ascomycota; Leotiomycetes; Helotiales; Sclerotiniaceae. The record is from RefSeq and is a predicted model, not a curated record. The coding region runs from base 220 to 2736 and encodes 838 amino acids.